AUUCAGAGAUUUAUUAUGGGUUUCAUUUCUACAUUUUUCUUUUUCAGUAGCAGUCUGGCAGAUGCUGUGAAUUCGUUCUGACAUUACAUUGGACAAUCCACCACGCUCACUCAAAAUGUCGUUUUCCCGGUUACCUAGAGGAACCCAAUUAUUUUCUUGCAAUAAAGUCCCUCUUUGUCAAGUUCCCUUUUUAUCCAGGCACCAGCUUGAUGCUGUGGGUUCAAAGUACAAUUAUUUUGGAAAGAUAUACAGCCCAGCAUGUGGGUUUAACUCUCGGGGUUUCAUGUCGAAUUAUGGAUAUAAAUUGAGGAAUUGUACUCUGCAAGAGUCAUAUUCUAUCAAUUAUGGUCGGCAUUAUUCUACACAUGCUACCACAGAAAAGAAAUCGAAGAAGAUGCUUUUGUACUUGACUGGGUUAGUCUUUGCUAUGGUGGGGUGUAGCUAUGCUGCGGUUCCUUUAUACAGGAGAUUUUGUCAAGCUACUGGUUAUGGGGGCACUGUUCAGCGUCGGGAGAGUGUUGAAGAAAAGAUUGCCCGUCAUGCAAAGGAUGGAACUUUCACGUCCAGGGAGAUUGUUGUGCAGUUCAAUGCUGACGUAGCUGACGGGAUGCCCUGGAAGUUUAUUCCAACACAGAGAGAGGUAAGGGUCAAGCCAGGGGAGAGUGCCCUUGCAUUUUACACUGCUGAAAAUAAAAGUUCAACUCCAAUAACUGGGGCUGCCGUUUACUUUAAUAAAAUACAGUGCUUUUGCUUUGAGGAGCAACGACUUCUCCCCGGAGAACAGAUUGACAUGCCAGUUUUCUUUUACAUUGACCCAGAGUUCGAAACAGAUCCAAAGAUGGAUGGCAUCAACAAUUUGAUUUUGUCAUACACAUUUUUCAAGGUUUCUGAAGAGAAUUAGCCUUGCCUUGUCUUUACAUUCAGAUUAGUUGCCUUCACCAACUGUUGUUUCUUUUGGAAGAAAGAAUAGGUCAAAUAGACUAUUUUGCUACAUGAAAUCAGAGAGAAGCCUCUGCUUGUAGUAGAUAAAUUUGUUGGAAAAAGGGAAAUNA
Molecule: messenger RNA, 1052 nt
Organism: Striga asiatica
Lineage: Eukaryota; Viridiplantae; Streptophyta; Magnoliopsida; Lamiales; Orobanchaceae
Source: the annotation of a GenBank genome assembly